Messenger RNA from Cygnus atratus (black swan), 6825 nucleotides. RefSeq names its product mitogen-activated protein kinase 8 interacting protein 3 (gene MAPK8IP3). Gene Ontology annotation, cellular component: cytoplasm. Gene Ontology annotation, molecular function: MAP kinase scaffold activity; signaling receptor complex adaptor activity; kinesin binding. The transcript is spliced from 31 exons. Gene Ontology annotation, biological process: vesicle-mediated transport. The coding region runs from base 117 to 4031 and encodes 1304 amino acids. Lineage: Eukaryota; Metazoa; Chordata; Aves; Anseriformes; Anatidae. The record is from RefSeq and is a predicted model, not a curated record.
GGGGCCUCGCGCGCAUUGGCGGCCGGCAGCGGCGGAGGAGCGGAGCCCGGCGGCGGCCUCGGCAGCGGCGGAGCGGGGCAGGGCAGGGCGCGGCGCGGCGCUCGCAGGCCGGCAGGAUGCUGGAGAUCCAGCUGGACGAUGGCGGCGUGGGGGGGUACCCGGGCGACGACUACUGCUCGGGCUCGGUGAUGUCGGAGCGGGUCUCGGGCCUGGCCAACAGCAUCUACCGCGAGUUCGAGCGGCUCAUCCACUGCUACGACGAGGAGGUGGUGAAGGAGCUGAUGCCGCUGGUGGUGACGGUGCUGGAGAACCUGGACUCGGUGCUGACCGACAACCAGGAGCACGAGGUGGAGCUGGAGCUGCUGCGGGAGGACAACGAGCAGCUCCUCACGCAGUACGAGCGGGAGAAGGCGCUGCGCAAGCAGGCCGAGGAGAAGUUUAUAGAGUUUGAAGAUGCACUGGAGCAGGAGAAGAAAGAACUACAAAUCCAAGUGGAACACCUUGAAUUUCAGACUCGACAGUUGGAGCUGAAGACCAAAAACUAUGCAGAUCAGAUUUCACGACUGGAAGAGCGUGAAUCAGAAAUGAAGAAAGAGUAUAAUGCUUUACAUCAGCGUCACACAGAGAUGAUCCAGACUUAUGUGGAACACAUUGAACGAUCCAAGAUGCAGCAGGUUGGCGGAAAUAAUCAAACUGAGGGCAGUGUACCUGGGAGAAGUCAUCGCCAGUCAUGGAGGAAAAGCAGGAAGGAACGUCCUAACUCUCUGAAUGUCUUCCCCCUCGCGGAUGGCAUGUGCCCCCAAGAUGACAUGUCUGAAUCUGGGCAGUCCUCGGCAGCUGCCACACCGAGCACCACAGGAACCAAGUCCAACACUCCUACAUCAUCUGUGCCCUCUGCUGCUGUCACGCCCCUGAAUGAGAGCGUCCAACCCGUCAGCGAAUACAAUGGCACAACCAAGGGCAACAAGAGGACACGAGAAAAGCGGAACAGUCGGAACAUGGAAGUCCAGGUUACGCAGGAGAUGAGGAAUGUCAGCAUAGGUAUGGGAAGCAGUGACGAGUGGUCCGAUGUUCAGGACAUCAUAGACUCUACACCAGAACUGGAUAUGUGUCAAGAUCCCCGCCUGGAACGCACUGGUAACAGCCCAACACAGGGGAUUGUGAACAAAGCAUUCGGCAUCAACACGGACUCUCUGUAUCAUGAACUUUCCACAGCAGGGUCCGAGGUUAUCGGGGAUGUUGAUGAAGGAGCAGAUCUGCUAGGAAUGGGCAAAGAAGUGGGGAAUUUGCUGUUGGAAAACUCGCAGCUACUGGAGACCAAAAAUGCUUUGAACGUUGUGAAGAAUGAUUUGAUUGCCAAGGUGGACCAGCUGUCUGGAGAGCAAGAGGUGCUGAAGGGAGAACUUGAGGCAACAAAGCAGGCCAAAGCCAAAAUGGAAACCAGAGUCAAAGAGUUGGAGGAAGAGCUGAAAAGAGUGAAAUCUGAAGCGAUUGUUGCACGACGAGAACCCAAAGAGGAGGUGGAGGAUGUAAGCAGCUAUCUCUGUACCGAAUUGGACAACAUUCCCAUAGCUCAGCGACGUCGCUUCACCCGCGUAGAAAUGGCAAGGGUUCUGAUGGAGCGCAAUCAAUACAAAGAGAGAUUGAUGGAGCUCCAGGAGGCUGUCAGGUGGACAGAGAUGAUCAGAGCUUCCCGUGAGCACCCAUCCGUCCAGGAAAAGAAGAAGUCUACCAUCUGGCAGUUCUUCAGCCGUCUAUUCAGUUCCUCUUCAAGUCCCCCACCAGCAAAGAGGACCUACCCAUCUGUGAACAUCCACUACAAGUCUCCAACGACAGCAGGGUUCAGCCAGCGUCGCAGUCACACCAUGUGCCAGAUCUCCUCUGGCAGCCGCACCCUGGAGUUCUUCCCUGAAGAUGACUGCACAUCCUCAGCACGUCGUGAACAGAAGCGAGAGCAGUACCGCCAGGUCCGGGAGCACGUGCGGAAUGAUGAUGGGCGAUUGCAGGCCUGUGGCUGGAGUCUCCCUGCCAAGUACAAACAGCUGAGCCCUAAUGGUGGUCAGGAAGAUAAUCGCAUGAAAAAUGUCCCUGUGCCUGUAUAUUGUCGCCCACUAGUAGAGAAGGAUCCAACCAUGAAGCUGUGGUGUGCAGCUGGAGUCAAUCUCAUGGGAUGGAGACCUUUGGAGCAGGAGUCUGGGAAUGGGCAGAAACUGGAUCCUGGACGUGAUCCCCUCACUUGUGAUCGGGAAGUGGAGUGCGAGAACAAUAAAAGUAACCACACCUCUCCUGAAAAGAAAAAGGCGAAGGAGUUCCAUGAAAUGGAUGCCACAUCCAGUCGUGUCUGGAUUCUCACCAGUACACUGUCAACAAGUAAAGUUGUAAUCAUUGAUGCCAAUCAGCCUGGCACAGUAGUGGACCAGUUCACUGUCUGCAACGCUCAUGUGCUCUGCAUCUCCAGCAUCCCUGCGGCCAGUGAGAGUGAUUAUCCUCCAGGCGAGAUCUUUCUGGAGGGAGAUGUAAAUCCUGAAGAGUCAUCUGGAACAGAUGGUGUCUUGGCAGGAAUCACUCUGGUGGGCUGUGCAACCCGCUGCAAUGUGCCACGAAGCAACUGUUCCUCGCGUGGUGACACACCUGUGCUGGACAAGGGACAGAGUGAAGUGGCUGCUGUCUGCAAUGGGAAGAUCAACCAGUCCCAGUCCACAGAGGAGGCAACAGAAGCUACAGAGGUACCAGAGAAUGGUACAAGUGAAGCAGACCCUAUUCAAGCCCGGCCUGGGCCCCUCACAGAGCACGUGUUUACGGAUCCAGUCCCUGUGCAGGCACCUCUUAGGCAGAAUGGGGAGAAUGGUCAGCUGAAGGCAGAGUCGAGCACAGUACUGCCAGAUCAGGAAUCAAAUGGGGAUGCUGCUGGGACUUGCACCAGUGCUGCCCCCACCAUGUGGCUGGGAGCACAGAAUGGCUGGCUGUAUGUGCACUCUGCGGUGUCUAACUGGAAGAAGUGUCUGCACUCAAUAAAGCUGAAAGACUCCGUACUGAGUCUAGUGCAUGUGAAGGGAAGGGUCCUUGUUGCUCUGGCAGAUGGAACACUAGCCAUAUUCCACCGAGGAGAAGAUGGUCAGUGGGAUCUCAGUAAUUACCACCUCAUGGACCUUGGUCAUACUCACCAUUCUAUCCGCUGCAUGGCUGUUGUGUAUGACAGAGUCUGGUGUGGCUACAAGAACAAAAUCCAUGUUAUUCAACCUAAGACAAUGCAGAUUGAGAAAUCCUUUGAUGCCCACCCUCGGCGCGAGAGCCAGGUGCGACAGCUGGCAUGGAUUGGAGAUGGAGUAUGGGUUUCCAUCCGCCUGGACUCCACCCUGAGGCUUUACCAUGCUCACAGCCAUCAACAUCUGCAGGAUGUUGACAUCGAGCCUUAUGUCAGCAAGAUGCUAGGUACUGGAAAACUGGGCUUCUCCUUUGUACGGAUUACAGCUCUGCUCAUUGCUGGCAAUCGUCUCUGGGUGGGGACAGGGAAUGGUGUUGUCAUCUCCAUUCCACUGACUGAGACUGUAGUCCUCCACCGAGGCCAACUUCUUGGGCUCCGGGCCAACAAGACCUCACCCACCUCUGGAGAGGGCAGCCGCUCUGGUGGGGUCAUCCAUGUGUAUGGCGAUGACAACAGCGACAAAUCUGCCAGCAGUUUUAUUCCCUACUGCUCCAUGGCUCAGGCACAACUCUGUUUCCACGGUCACCGUGAUGCUGUCAAGUUCUUUGUCUCUGUGCCUGGCAACGUCCUCGCAACCUUGAAUGGGAGUGUGUUGGACAGCCCUUCAGAGAACCCCAGCACAGCAGCCACAGAGACCGAGGGGCAGAAGCUGAAGAAUGUCCUAGUGCUGAGUGGAGGAGAAGGGUACAUCGAUUUCCGGAUCGGGGAUGGAGAAGAUGAUGAGACAGAAGAGAACGCAGGAGAUGCCACCCAGGUGAAGCCAGUACUUUCUAAGGCAGAAAGGAGCCACAUUAUUGUGUGGCAGGUAUCAUAUAUCCCUGAGUGAGAAUUUCUCCUUUCCUACCAACGUAAGUGUCCCUCCUCCCACCUGAAUGCCAAGAUGUACAUACAGAACGUCUGCAUUAUACCUACUGCUGGAAACCGACCCCAGACAACUGCAGCGGCUCCUGCCUCGGACUGUCACCCCCUUCUAACCUCUGAACUUGCAGCUUUCAUCUUGGGCCUGUGCGCUUUCUGCGUGGUUGGGUUGUUAUUCUGCUCUGGAGCUGGUGUCUACAAGGAGAGAAAUGGCAGCACAUUGAUAAAGUGAAGCUUGGAGCCAGAGCUGUGCAAAGACUUUGCCUGGGGCUGGGGAGAUGGACUGGUGGUGGCUGUGGUUGUCCAGCAGGUUGCCUUGCUCCCACCUGCAUGAGAAGUAGUAUGUCACCCUGGUGUCCUCCGCCAAAGCAGUGGUGGUAAAUCACAACUCCUACAACACUAGAAAAAAUGCUUUCUAGUUCACCAGUGGACUUUUCACCUUAUCCACUAUGCACAGAGUACACUUAAGCACAGAAUAAUAUCCCCCAGACUGACAGCUGCCAGGUCCAAGGAGCCUUCAAUAGAAAGGAGCACUUCUGCUGGUUGGCCGGAGACGGUGGCAGUGCCAUUACUGUGGGGAACACAUCCUCCAUACGAGCAGAUGGAAAGUCUCCCUCCUCUUCUGCUGCUGUUGUCUUAGCAGUAGUGUGCUGGGUGACUGUAUGUAUCCAGAGAGAAUUGUGUGGUAGCCUCCGAUGGGCGGCAGGUGUUUGAUUGUGGAGGCCGUGGGGCCUUUGGAAGCUAUGGUAACAAAGAGGUACUGGAACCUUGUUAUUUGAGAGCAGAAAAGGCAGCAAUGCUUUUAACUCCUUUUUCCAGAAAUGCCAGGCAAAAAAAGACCUCUUGAGCUCAUUCUUUUUAUGAGCCUGAAAGGUUUAGGAUAAAUUUGUCUCUGUAUAGCAUUUGUUGGCUUUUAAACUACAGGUGAGGGCAGAUAAUGUUGGUGUACUGUGGAUUCUGCAUUAACGUGGUGAGAUUACCUUGACUCAUACGGAUGUGUCCCAUCCUAGGAACUGCUGGCAUCCUGCUGGAAGGGGGUGGCUGUUUUCACACAGUGGCUGUCAGGUUAGGGAAGUGUGUAGAUGCAGUCAAGGUGUACAGGCUGUCUCUCACCUGAGGUCACACGGAAAAGGGAAUUGGGGCCAGAUCUCCCAGCAUCUUUUACCUAACAUCACAAGCACUGACUGACUUUGUUAUUAAGUAGCUUGAAAAGCUGUACAUUUCUGACUCCUGAAAAGAAUGACAACCCCUGAGAGAAUUUUGACUGCCCUCCUUGUGUGAGCUGUGCUGUGGGAUUGUAAGUGCGUGUCCUGCUUAUAGGAGAAGCAGCAAAAAUUGGGGUCAGGGAGAGCAGUUUUAAGCUCCGUAUUCAGAGCGUGGCAGCUCCAGAUGUGGAGGCAAUGGUUUGUCCUUCCUUUCUGACAGUGGAGACAGACCUGUCUCCACAAGGGCACAUUGUUAGCGAUGAACUGAGAAGAUCCUGGUGAUCGUCUUGUUUUUCCUGAGCUGUGCAGCACUCUCAGUCUCACAGGGAUGUUCACUUCCAUCUCUGGGGAAUGUGUCCCAGCUGUGUCCUGCGCUUGUUGCCAUGACCCGGGCUGCUCCCAAGGCUUGUGGUCUACAGCUAUUUGUGUGCUGCAGGGACACAGUAUUCACUGGGGAAGCUCUAACAUGUAACGUCUGUCCUGAUUCAGCAGCACUGAAAUGCUUUUUGAAUCCAUAGUUCAGAAAAGGCAGGGGCACGCAGUUCCUCUCCGCAAGGAACCAAGAGGACAGAUCCAGAGAACAGAGACCUCAACUACCAAAGUACAGGGCCACAGCGGUGCCUGCACUGCCUGUGAGCACUGCUGGUGAUGCAUGGACCUGCACCACUCCUCACAGAGGUAGGAAACCAGCUGGACAACGUCCUCCAGCCAUCAACACACUGGAAUCUCUGGCUUGCCUUUGGCUAAGGGAUUCUUGGAACAGCCACCCGCAUGCAGAAUGGGAACGUUUCACCAGGAACAUCUCACUGGGGUACUGCUGACCAUGCCAGACUUCUUGUUCACUUUCCCCAAAUGUUUUCUGCUAGGACAAGUUCUUUGGGUCACAGCACAGAAUGCAUUAAAGUUAACAAGAAGAUAGACGUUUAGAUAGCACAUUCCACAGACAUCUAACAGUUAAUUAGGGCCCAGAAAAUUUCAUAAUUUGGCCUAAUUUAAGGUAAAAACAAGGCAUAGUAAGUCCAAUUCAUUAGCUCUGUUGAACCUCCAACAUGAAAAUAGAGAAUUGCAAUGUUCUUACCUCUUACUGUUUGUUCUGUAUUUGGUUUUAGCAGUAAAAGUGACUCGGUCUUCUGUCACCCACUGAUCCCUGGCAACAUAAGGAAACUGGUCUUGAGUCUCCAGCAACAGGUUCCUUUCCAGUUGGAUGCAUGUCUUCCUCCAAGAGAAGCACAUGUGUAAGAGGGAUAGCUACAGCUAAGUAGAACCAUCUUCUACUGUCAGCUUCUGUCGGUAUUUGGUGGCUGCUGGGCAGCAAGGUGAGAACUGACUGGCUUCACCACACUUCCCUGUCAUAUCUCCACUGUGAUGUAUGUAAAGUAUCUUGUAUGUUACAAAAGGAUUUUAAGAAGUGUCUUAAGGCCUGUAAACUCCGCUGUUUGGUCAGAAGAUGGCAUUCUGUAAAGAGACCGCUGUAUGAAUACGUUCCCAUGCUUUUUCCCCUAUGCUAUCAAACAACAAACCAUAUCUGUUCUGUAUGUAAUAAAUGUGUUAACAUCA